Cyprinodon variegatus (sheepshead minnow) is the source of this 1799-nucleotide messenger RNA. It is a transcript of the gene isg20, whose product is annotated as apoptosis-enhancing nuclease-like. Gene Ontology annotation, cellular component: nucleus. The transcript is spliced from 4 exons. Gene Ontology annotation, molecular function: exonuclease activity; nucleic acid binding. Lineage: Eukaryota; Metazoa; Chordata; Actinopteri; Cyprinodontiformes; Cyprinodontidae. The record is from RefSeq and is a predicted model, not a curated record. Bases 118 to 1134 code for a protein of 338 amino acids.
AGAAGAAACCAAUCAGCUGGAUGUAGCUGAGAUCCUGUCCGGGCAUGUCCUGCGCUCUGCCUGUCCACGUGCUGCUACAGACGGUACGGCCUAAUAUGAUCAUGAGACACUUGUUACAUGAUGUCCCAUCCAUCGAAAAGAAAUCCAGCUUCUUCCUCACGGGGCCUUCUAGGUAACUACAGGUAUCUGUGCAAGAAAACCAAACUGAUACGUUCAAUGGAGCAUUCGAGAGCCAGGAAAAAACCCCAGGAUAUGAGGAUGGUCUCCAACAGGAAGACGAAACUAAGCAGCUUUCCUAGUGAAGCCCUGGAUGCAAACCCGCCGAUGAAGAAGGCUAAACUAGCAGAUCCAGGCCUGCAGUGCCAAAGCACUAUCAGCUCUGCCUCAGAGCCUGAUCACCACAGCGUGGUUACUGCCCUCAGAGACAGCUGGGAGGUGGACAGUGGCUUCUCUGAGAGCAGCCCCCCAGCCAGCGGCCGGAGUUCUCCCUGCCUCGCAUCAGGCUCCGCCUCGGUGGUGGCGUUGGACUGUGAGAUGGUGGGUACGGGGCCAGGGGGCCGCUGCAACGAGCUGGCCCGCUGCAGCAUCAUUGACUAUCAGGGCAACAUCUUGUAUGAUAAAUACGUCCGACCGUGUCAGCCUGUCACUAACUUCCGGACGCCCUGGAGUGGCAUCCGCAGGCAUCAUCUCCACAACGCCACGCCCUUUGCUCAGGCAAGGGAGGAGAUCCUGGCUAUACUUGAAGGCAAAGUGGUGGUCGGUCACUCUGUCUAUAAUGACUUUGAGGUGCUGAACAUGGACCAUCCCGGCCACAUGGUCCGAGACACGAGUUCCACUCGUCUGCUGAGCCGACUGGCUGGCCUGCCCUGCGGACGCUGCUCUUCUCUGAAGCUGCUGGCAAAUAAGCUGCUAAACAGGCGGAUACAGGCUGGGAGGCGAGGCCACUGUUCAGUGGAGGACGCUCAGGCUGCCCUGGAUCUCUACAAACUAGUGGAGGGCGAGUGGGAGGAAGAGAUGGAGAGAAGGAUGAGAGACGACGACGAAGCUGCUCCACAGGAGCCAGCCUUCCUCUCCUCUGAUCACUACAUGCAGGACGAGUUCUGGCCUGAUGAGGUCCUGACAGACGGCCUAUAAGGACAAUUUAUGAUUCAUUUAGUGGAAAAUAUCCCACUGAGGGUCCACAGUCACCCAAGGCUCAGAUUUAACACAUUAUGGUGGAUUAAUUAAUAAAAACGCAUCAUUAGCUGCGCUGCAGCCAACAGAGCAACAGUUUCUACAUCACAACAACUUCUGGUUUUGAUGCCAAACUUCAGAUUCUAAAGAUUUUUGUUAUAUUUAUUUAUUUGGAUCAAUGCUGAGGAUGAAUGGUUCUCUAUCAUCUUUAAAAUGUUAAGUUAUGAGUUGAUCAAUGAAAGUGAUGCAGAGUCUGCAAUGAAUUUAUCCUUCAAUAGAUAUCAAUGUUAGAAGAUGUGGUAAACACCCUGCAGAUCUGGAUUUAGUUUAUCUAUAUAGGUUUGUUGUUUUUUUUUGCAACAAACUAUAUAUAAACUAUGGUGUGAACAUUGGAAAAGGUUCCUGUUACCUUUCUGUGGCUGGAAGGAGUCCAACUAUUUGAAAUCUGUUGCUUCCAGAUGUUCUCACUGGCUGUAAACAGGUUAAACCUCCUAAACCAGAACCGUUCCAGUCGAGUUGUUUGAAAUGCUUUGGUCAUCUGUAGUUCAAAUGUGAAAUUCUUCCUCCAUUACCUCUCAUUUCAUGCUGCCUGUUGGUGAUAAAUGUGAUAAAUAAAGCAGAUUGGU